CCGGGGGCGGCGGCGGCGGCGGCGGCUUCCCUCUCGCUUCCGGGCUGCGGCUGCGUUCUCCAGCCGCCGAUGGGAGCCCCGCGCGCUGGAGAUGCGGGCGGGCCGCGGUGAGGCGUCGGCGCGGGGCCUCUUCCGGGACUCCGCCUUCCCGGCCUCGGAGGCCUCUCUGUUUUCCAGCUUGUCCACGCCGCUGGCCCAGUUUCGGGAGGACAUCACGUGGAGGCGGCCGCAGGAAAUCUGUGCAACACCCCGACUGUUUCCAGAUAACCCAGGGGAAGGACAGGUGAAGCAAGGGCUGCUGGGGGAUUGCUGGUUCCUGUGUGCCUGUGCGGCCUUACAGAAGAGUCAGCACCUCCUGGACCAGGUCUUCCCUCCGGGACAGCCGAGCUGGUCCGACCAGACGUACCGUGGCCUCUUCGCCUGUCGAAUCUGGCGGUUUGGAUGCUGGCAGGAGGUGACGGUAGAUGACCGUCUGCCUUGUCUUGCAGGGAGACUCUGCUUCUCCCGGUGCCAGAGAGAGGAUGUCUUCUGGCUUCCCUUACUGGAAAAGGCCUAUGCCAAGGUCCAUGGCUCCUAUGAGCGCCUGUGGGCAGGGCAGGUAGCAGACGCCCUUGUGGACCUCACCGGGGGCCUGGCCGAACGGUGGAGCCUGAAGGACGUGGCAGGCAGCUGCGGUCAGCAGGAUGCAACCCAGGCCGGGAGCCCCAGGACUUGUCGGCAGCUCCUGCGCCUGAAGGACCAGUGUCUGAUCAGCUGCUCGGUGCUUAACCCCAGAGCAGGUGCCAGGGAGCUGGGGGAGUUCCACGCCUUCAUCAUCUCAGAUCUGCGAGAGCUCCGGAGCCGGGCCAGCCAGGGCACCCUGCUGCUGAGGAUCCAGAACCCCUGGGGCCGCAGCUGCUGGCAGGGGCUGUGGAGAGAGGGGGGCGAAGGAUGGAAGCAGGUGGAGCCGGGGGAGCAGGCGCAGCUCCUGGCGCAGCUCCAGGAAGGGGAGUUCUGGGUGGAGGAGGAGGAGUUCCUCAGGGAGUUUGACGAGGUCACCAUCAGCUACCCAGUCACAGAGGCUGGCCACCUGCAGAGUCUCUACACAGAGAAGGUGCUUUGCCAUGCACGGGCCCUGCCUGGGGCCUGGGUCGCAGGGCGGUCGGCCGGAGGCUGCCGGAACAACAGUUGCUUCCCCUGCAACCCCAAGUUCUGGCUGCGGCUGGCCGAGCCCAGCGAGGUGUGCGUGGCCGUCCUGCAGAGACCCCGCGAGGCGAGCCUGGCCGUCCCGCAGAGGCCCCGCGAGCCUGGGACCGGCCCAACCCGGGCCAGCCAUGGCCAGGUCUACCAGGCUGUGGGCCUGCACCUGUGGAAGGUGGAGCAGCGGCGGGUGAGUCUGCCCCGCGUCCUGUCUGCGCCCCCGGUGGCCGGAACGGCGUGUCACACCUAUGACCGCGAGGUCCACCUGCGCUGCCAGCUGUCCCCAGGCUUCUACCUGGCAGUGCCCAGCACUUUCCUGAAGGACGUGCCAGGGCAGUUCCUGCUCCGGGUCUUCUCCACUGGGAAGGUUUCCCUCAGUGCUGUCAGGCCCGUGGCCAAGGGGGCCUCCCCCAGAACAGCGCAGCCUGCUGGCGAGUGGGAGACGGUGCAGCUGCGGGGGCUCUGGAGAGCCGGACAGACGGCCGGGGGCAGCAGGAACUUUGCCUCCUACCCCUGCAACCCUUGCCUCCCGUUCUCCGUCCCCGAGGGUGCCGGUCCCCGCUGUGUCCGCAUCACCCUGUGCCAGCACUGCCAGCUUGGUGACAGCCAGCUCUACCCCAUUGGCUUCCACGUCUUCCAGGUCCCCUCAGGUGGUGUGAGCCAGGACACGCGCGCGCUGCUGCUCCAGGAGCCUUUGCUGAGCUGUGUGCCACACCGCUAUGCGCAAGAAGUCGGCCGGCUCUGUCUCCUGUCUGCGGGCGCCUACAGAGUGGUGCCCUCCACCUAUCUGCCAGACGCCGAGGGGGCCUUCACCGUCACCAUAGCCAUCCGGAUAGACAGGCGGUCCAUUCACAGCCAGGAGAUGCUGGGCCAGGCCCUCCAGGAGGUCUCCGUCGUGGCGGUGAUGAAAACCUGACUGGCGUCCCUGUGUGCCGGCCGGCGGCACAGAGCCACGUUGGUGCCUGCAGCCUCUGCCCUAGAGCCCCAGCCCUGGCGUCCUGCCAGGAGAGGGGCCGGCCGAGCCCAGCAGCGGCUGCAGGAAGGGCAAGGCCUCAGGUGGCAUCUUUGUUCCAACCAGAGACUGCAAGACUCCCAGACCCCAGAGAUGAGGCUGGAGAGUUCCCAGGACCCUCCCAGCUCUCUCUCCUUCCCCGCGGGAGCAGGCGUGGCAGGCGCCACUGGAAACUGUGUCCACUGAAACAUUUUUAGGGUGUGGUUUUAUAAUAAAGGAGUGACUGAGAUGGUC
Messenger RNA from Dipodomys spectabilis (banner-tailed kangaroo rat), 2425 nucleotides. RefSeq names its product calpain 10 (gene Capn10). The coding region runs from base 92 to 2095 and encodes 667 amino acids. Lineage: Eukaryota; Metazoa; Chordata; Mammalia; Rodentia; Heteromyidae. Gene Ontology annotation, cellular component: cytoplasm. The record is from RefSeq and is a predicted model, not a curated record. The transcript is spliced from 12 exons. Gene Ontology annotation, molecular function: calcium-dependent cysteine-type endopeptidase activity. Gene Ontology annotation, biological process: proteolysis.